Diaporthe batatas is the source of this 1848-nucleotide messenger RNA. RefSeq lists its product as uncharacterized. The coding region runs from base 93 to 1154 and encodes 353 amino acids. Lineage: Eukaryota; Fungi; Ascomycota; Sordariomycetes; Diaporthales; Diaporthaceae. Gene Ontology annotation, biological process: mitotic spindle assembly checkpoint signaling. The transcript is spliced from 4 exons. Gene Ontology annotation, molecular function: ubiquitin binding. The record is from RefSeq and is a predicted model, not a curated record. Gene Ontology annotation, cellular component: kinetochore; bub1-bub3 complex; mitotic checkpoint complex.
GCGCCUUGUCGUGACAGGGCAACAACAACCGCAUUCCUUCUGCAGUGAGCAUCUCCCACAGUCAUUCUCCCAGGACUCUCACAGCCCAUACCAUGGCGCCAGCAACACAAUUUGAGGUCGCGCAGCCCCCAGACGACGCCGUGUCGCGUGUCGUCUUCGCCCCGGAAUCAUCAACUCGGCUGCUCGUGUCUUCAUGGGACAAGAAUGUCUACCUCUACGAAGUCGAGGAUGGCGAGGCGCCGACAGCGAGACUGGUUCGCCAGUUUGAGCACCGCGCGCCCGUAAUGGACGUGUGCUUUGGCGCUACAGACAACGAGGCCUACACGGCUGGGGUGGACCACAGGGUAACGAGGAUUGACCUUGAGACUGGCUCCCAAACCGUGAUGAGCGAACACACCAAGCCCGUGCGCUGCGUCGUCUUCUCCGCCGAGCACCAACUCCUCGUCUCCGCCUCGUGGGACAGCACGCUACACAUUCACAACACCGCCGCGCCCGACAGCCCGCCGGCCGUCGUCCAGCUACCGGGGAAACCACAUGCCAUGUCUUCCAGCCCGACCAAGGUUGUCGUCGCCAUGACGGCGCGCCUGGUGCACAUCUUCGACCUCCCCACUAUCGCCAAACAACUCGCGUCCUCGUCAGCGCCCGAGAUCAAGCCCUGGCAGCAGCGGGAGUCGUCCCUCAAGUUUCUGACCAGGGCCGUGGCGUGUAUGCCCAACGACGCCGGCUAUGCCACCAGCUCAAUCGAGGGGCGCGUGGCCGUGGAGUGGUUCGAGGACUCGGCAGAGUCCCAGGCGCGCAAGUAUGCAUUCAAAUGCCACCGUCAGGCGGCUCCUGAGGAGGAAGGCGGAGGGGAUGUUGUAUUUCCUGUCAAUGCCCUCACGUUCCACCCCGUGUAUGGAAAGACUUUCGCGAGCGGUGGCGGCGACGGGACAGUGGCGCUGUGGGAUGCCGAGGCCAAGCGAAGGAUGAAGCAGUACCAGAACUUUGGCAACAGUGUGGCAUCGCUUGCCUUCUCCUCCAAUGGGAAGUACAUGGCGGCGGGCGUCUGCCCCGGUUUCGAGACGGGGCAGGAGGACUACAGUGGGCAGGGUCAGACCAAGGUGGUCAUCAGGGAAUUGAGCGAGACGGAGGCGAAGGGGAAGGGAGCGAAAUAGCUGCUGGCCCUGCAAUAGCUUCAGGGUCCAAAAUCACAUCACGAUUGCGACAGAGUGAUCUGGAGGCGAUGCCAAGACUGAUACCACAGACAGAACGAGACUAGAUACCUAUGAAGCCAGAUGGAAAUGACUGACAAUGCUAAAACAAAGAAAAGUGUCAGCGAUAGCCCUUCCGUUUGCCUGUGGCUGUACGUCGUUCAACAGGUUGAUCCCGGCAUGAUUUCUCCCGGGUGCAUAUGUGAUCCCAUAUCAGGGCUGUCCCUCAGCAUCCAUCAGGGCCGUGUUUGAGAUCACGAAAUUCGACUUGAUUCGGGAAGACGGGCCGGGACGCAGUGCCAGUGAGCCUACCUUCCUGCCGUCCCCAUCCAAAAUUCGAUUCGGGUGAAGGCGCAUGCAGGGACUAGAGUCCUGGACCGGCUCGCCAGGGAAAUCGCUUGGUGAUUCCAACUUGACAGUUUUCUUUGGCCUGGGAGAAUCAGUCCGUGGAAUAAUGAUGGGGUCGAAGCUCUCAAGCUCUGGUUUGUCGCGUUUCGUUGGCGUUAUCUUCGUCUCAGGGGAUGGAACAGAAUCCUCGGGCUCUAUUUCGAAUUGCGAUGUGCCGAAAAGCUGUGGUUUUCGCCAGAGGCCUGUAGCUGUUUGAGCUCGCGGCCGCAUCCUUACACCAGGACUGGUAUUCUGUUGAACCAAGUUGUUC